AUGGAGAACAUCAAAACUAUCAUCAAGGUAGUACAAGAUGAUCGAGGUUGUAAUGCACAACUGUCUGAGUUCUGUGGGCAUUCUGCUGAUUCCAGAGAGGGGUAUGCUGAACUAUUCCUCUUCGUGUCACUGUUGGCCUUAAAAGUCCAUCUAUUCCGUGGCACCUCAAGUUCCUCAGCGGCAGAUUUCUGGACUGGUGAGCUCAAUGUUGUUCAAGUAAAGCUUCUGGUGCUCCCUGUUGGUUACUGUGAUCAUCUGGUUUGUGUGGUGUGUGCGAAGUAUCAUUCUGUUGGGAAGCCGGCUGAGGUCAUUGAACAUGAGAGGCGCUGGGAUGGAUUCCGCAGCCGGAGUGUAGGCAGUAGCAGAAGGAAGUUUGUUCCUGAUGUGGAUCAUCCCACGGUCAUCUCCACGGACCCACCAUUGUCUUAUCAAGCACCAAGUGGACUGAUGACAAUAGCUCGUGCGAACAUUCGGCCUAGGGCCCGGACAUUUGGGGUCUUUCAUCGGGCUGGACAUCUGCCCCCAACCUUGUCACCCGGCACCUGUGCAUGCACAACCGGGCCAGAGGCUUCAUGUAUCCCCUCUCCUCUCUUAUUUCGUGGAACACUAUAUAUAGACCCGCUCCAUCUAGUUAGGAUCAGCCAACAUUAUGAUGAAUUAAAGGGGAGCUUUGCUCAUCUACCCUUCUCUUGGAGAAUCAAGACCUCUUGGAGAAGAUCCCUCGAGGAUAUUGGCCUCCUUAAGGAGAAGAUCCCCCAAGUGGAUAUCAACACCUCAACUUCUUCAAGGAUUGGGAUGAACUAUGUUGCAGGUGGAUCUAGCUUCUUCACACCAACCCCACCAUUUCCAUGCACGAAAUUUGUCCAAUUUUGGCAAAAAAGAAUUCUUCUCCAAGGUCAUCUCCCCGAGAGUUCUUCCACGGAUCUCAGCAGCCAAAAAUCCGGCCCGACGCCUGGACAUCCGACACGUCGCAGCCAACACCUCCACCUUUCCCAAUUUUGGCCGUUUUCCCAACAUGAUGAGGACAUCAAUACCACAAUUACACUCAUGACCCCUGCUGUUACAUACAUGGGACUAAUCACUAGAGCUCGCGCACGCCAAUUAAAUUACCAGGUACUUUCGUUUUUUGGUAACGAUUCUAAUGUUCAUGAGAAUACGAUGCUGUCCAAAUUAGAUACAUUUGUUUUGCUUACAAAUGAAGUGCCUAGCUUACACAAGAGGGAUGAACAUUGGAGCAUGAUCAAGCAUGGAGAUGAUGACAUGCGCAAGGGGAACAAGAACAGAGUUUUUGGUGGAGUUUUCAGCAUUUUUGAGCCACCAUGAUGACGUACAAGUGCAUGGACGAAAUAUGCAAGAUGUCCUUUUAUAAAUUUCGUCCAUAGCUUAAUAUAGGUGCUGCACCACCUUAUUUUUGGGCUAGGUCCAUGUAAUUUCGAAAUACUACAUAUAUGCUAUUUUUAGAGUCUGUAUUAU
Molecule: messenger RNA, 1473 nt
Organism: Triticum aestivum (bread wheat)
Lineage: Eukaryota; Viridiplantae; Streptophyta; Magnoliopsida; Poales; Poaceae
Exons: 4
Coding region: 1-1323 (440 amino acids)
Source: RefSeq, a predicted model, not a curated record